This is a messenger RNA of Pseudonaja textilis, 1221 nucleotides long. RefSeq names its product phospholipid phosphatase 5 (gene PLPP5). Gene Ontology annotation, molecular function: phosphatidate phosphatase activity. The record is from RefSeq and is a predicted model, not a curated record. Lineage: Eukaryota; Metazoa; Chordata; Lepidosauria; Squamata; Elapidae. Gene Ontology annotation, cellular component: membrane. Gene Ontology annotation, biological process: phospholipid metabolic process; phospholipid dephosphorylation.
GGCGGGAGCGCGCGCCGCGUGGCUCGCAGCUGCAGCAGGAGUGUAGGAUGUGGCCGGUCCCGCGCGCGGGGCUAGCCCUGCUGCUGGAAGUGGGGGUGCGCGCGUUGCUGCUGGGUCUCUUCUUGUUCACUCAAGUGUUGCCACCUUUCCAGCGAGUCAUCCAACCUGAAGAAAUGUGGCUCUACAAAAAUCCCUACAUAGAGUCUGACCAUGUGCUCACCAGGUCUAUAUUUUUCAUUUCCUUUGUGUCUCCUUUGGUCUUAAUUUUCCUGGCCAAAUUCUUCAUGAAAGCUGGCAAAGAAGAUACCCGGGAAGCAUGCUUGGCUAUUAGCUUGGCACUUGCCCUGAAUGGUAUCUUCACCAAUGUUGUAAAGCUGGCCGUGGGCAGGCCUCGGCCCGAUUUCUUCUACCGCUGCUUUCCAGAUGGACGGGCAACUGAUCAGUUCUUGUGCACAGGAGAUGCACAAGUAGUGAUUGAAGGGCGCAAGAGCUUCCCUAGUGGAUAUUCCUCGUUUGUCUUUGCUGGGUUUGCUUUUGGCUCCUUCUACAUUGCAGGGAAGCUGCAUUGCUUUGCACCUGGUGGUCGGGGCCAAUCCUGGCACCUCUGCGCCUUCUGGGGACCCCUCUUCAUUGCCAUGCUCAUUGCCUUGUCCCAUAUGUGUGAUUACAAACAUCACUGGCAAGAUGUGCUGGUUGGCUCUGGAAUGGGUUUCACCUUUGCCUAUCUCUGCUACAGACAGUAUUACCCUCCACUGACGGACCCCAAAUGCCAUCAGCCUCUGCAGCAUGUAUCCAGGCUAUCUUCUCCAGAGAGGCAAAAGCUGACACUUUCUGGUUUCAACCUAGAUGUAUGAAGGACUCAGGGGCUUCCUUUCUGUAUUUGCAGACUCGAGGGGGGGAAAGAGAGCUUAAUCAUCCAUGUUCUGCUUUGCUCAAUGGCCAGGAGGUGGUAGGGGGAGAAGCAUCGUUGUCCAAAGUAUACCAGCCUGAUUGAAACUCAGGGCCUCUACUUCUUCCCCUUCAUCACGCAUAUGUGGCUGAGAGAGUGAAUAUUUUCCAGGACAGCAAAAUUGCAGAGUUUGGGAAGAUUUAUUUUUUUGUGGCCAACUCAUUCCUGGCAAUAUUGAACCAUUCCUCAUCUGAUCACAACAGAGCAACAAAAGGAGUCUCUAGUCCAUUCCCUCAUUGCUCUUGAGUUUAAAUGCCUAUAAAUAGAUGUCA